AUGGCUAGAAAUACAGUAGAUUGUCUGACAACAAGGUCUUAGAGUAGAUUAAGUGAAAUACUUAAAAGAAACACUUCUCCAAAUGAAUCCAAUUUGCGAAGUUCUUUUAGCAGAGCAUAAAAGAGAGGAGAAGGAUAGAUAAAUACUGAAAGAGCAAUGGCAACAUAUUAAAAUAUAUAAUUCACUAUAGAUAAAAAAGUAAAUGCAAGUCUAAAUUCUAAUAAUGUAGUUUUCGAUUAAGAUUCUCAGGAUAAAUCUAUUCUUAAAAAUAUUAUUAAGAGACGAAAGAAGCUCCUUAGUCAAAUUUUUAGCAGCAAAAAUAUAAAUAAGAAUUUGGAAUCAAUUGACUUUACUAGAUCCACGAAGAAAGGACUCUGUAGUGGAAACAGAAAAAAUGAUAUCUCUGGGAUUUCUUAGUCAACAGUAAGACUAUCAAAGUCACCUAGACUAUCCUAACAGAUUUAAAUGGGCUCUUCAAGGAAAAAAAGCCUAAAAAAAGUAUAUUAUAAAAAUGUUGUUUCACCAGGUUUAAUUGGCAUGAAACCCCAAAAAUAGAAAUAAAUGAAAUCAGGAGAUAUUGAAAUCGAUGUUUCUGAAAUAAUUUAGGAGGAAUUAUAAGAACAACAAACAGAGAAUAAUCUAAGAUUACAGGAGUAGUUUUAAAAUUUUACACAGAAGAUGAAACUCUAUGAUUAGCUAUCAUUCCAUGCAAGAAGCAAAAGCUUAUCCUCGAUAUAGUAAAAGCAUUUCAUCAGUUCUAAAAUGGCAUCAACAAGGGAUGAACUUGAUUUCAGUUUUUAAGAGAGCAAAAAUACCAAUAACCCAACUUUGGCUAAUGAGUAAGCACAAAUUGAGCCAAUAAAACCAAAGUUCAUAAAAAAAAGAAGAGCAAAGAAAUCAAAAAUGGAUAGAUUGAGAUUAUUACUAUCCUAAGUAGAUCCCAGUGACAAAGAUUUAGGUGAUUCAGUCAGGAAAAAGAUAUUAGGAAUGGAUGAUGCUAGAGAAAAACGAGUAUAAAAAAUGAUAUGUGGCAAGACAAAGAUUAAUAAAUUUGAACUCAUUGAUGAUUUAAGUUAUUGCUGA
Stylonychia lemnae is the source of this 1083-nucleotide messenger RNA. Lineage: Eukaryota; Ciliophora; Spirotrichea; Sporadotrichida; Oxytrichidae. The record is from the annotation of a GenBank genome assembly.